Messenger RNA from Ascochyta rabiei, 693 nucleotides. RefSeq lists its product as uncharacterized. The record is from RefSeq and is a predicted model, not a curated record. The coding region runs from base 1 to 693 and encodes 230 amino acids. Lineage: Eukaryota; Fungi; Ascomycota; Dothideomycetes; Pleosporales; Didymellaceae. The transcript is spliced from 2 exons.
AUGCAACGUCACAGCGAAUUUUCGACUCAGGGAGAAGAAGUACAAGUUCGGCACGGAGACGAGCAUCAAGUGACCAAUACGCUACUAAACCCUCAGUCGUCCUUCUUCCUACUGCCCGCCGAAGUGCGCAACCAGAUCUACAACUACAUCUUUGCUAGCCACGACAUCCAUGCUGUCGAUGCACAAUUUUACACGAACCUAAAUAGCGCACCUGCUGAUCAUCGCUAUCAAAUCGACAUCAAACCACGCAGGGGUUCUUACAACAAGCCUAAAGAGGUAGCAACACAACCACCAUCAUCCGUCACCUGUCGAGAUCUCGUCGCUCUAACACAAGUCUGUCGACAACUCCACCACGAGACUGCAAGCCUUCCAUACAGCCUAAACCGCUUUUGUGGCCCUCCCGAGACUCUCCAUGCUCUUUUCUGCCGAAUGGAUCCCUUCAGUGCCAACUCAGUCAGGAGCGUGCUAGUUAACCUUGGCUCUACACGCCACACUGAGGGAUUCGCUGGGGGCCUGGUGCUAUGUCUUCACACGAAAACGAUUGUGACGGCUUUGCGGCCUUUGAAGUCACUGGAUUGUGUCUUUGUUGCUUUGCACGCGGGCUCGGAUGACUGGGCGAGGGCGACGAUCCGGGCACGGUUGGCCAAGUGCAGAAGCCCGUUUAGGGUUGAGUUUGUUGACGUGUGUGAUUGA